AUGGGAACCGUAUUGAGUAUAUCUCCGAGAGAUCGUAAGAUCGUUAUGUAUAACGACUCGACUAUAGAAGCGAAUAAUGGGUUCAAUUUGAAUGCAUUUAAUUAUUCGGAUCACAUGAAUCACAUCAAGAAUAAGGGAAAGAAUAACACAUUCGCUAAUAAUAUGGAGAAUAAUAAGAAUCUCUUUAAUCACAACCACUCGCAUAAUAUCGUAACCAAUAAUAAUAACAAUAAUAAUAAUCAAAGUCAUGGGGGACUCAAAAAAUCUUUGGGUUUCAUAAACGCUCUUCAUUUGGGAAAACACUUUAAUAUUAACAGAGAAAAGAAGAAAUUAGAGAAAAAUAAGAUUUUACAGCAAAAUAUGAAUAACAACUUAAACCGACAGCCACUAGAAAACGCCAAUAAUCUGAACGAUAAUAACAAUAAGAAUAUCCAAAAGUCGUUGUCGUGCUAUAACCUGAAGUCAGGUAUGACUACAAACAACAUCGAAAUCGUGAAGAAUGUGAACAAAGAUAUCUGUCCGCCAAACCCUUACCCGGUGGCCGGCAAACCAGUGGCACCCCCUCUGCCCCCCAAACCGACGAUCUUGUUAUCUCGGAACGCCAUCAGACCCUCUUGUAAUGUAUUCAACGCCGGCCUCACAAACCAUAUUAAGAAUGGUAUCACUCUUACCAAUAAUAUUUCAACGCUUUCAUCGCAAAUCAGUCCCACAAGUAAUCAAAGGAAAACAGUUAUUCAAGCGUCAACAUCUGAGCUUUUGAGAUGUUUGGGUGACUUCCUCGCAAACAAAUGCCAUAAACUGAAGAACUUUCAGUCCGGAGAUGCAGUUAUAUGGCUGAGGGCUGUUGACAGAUCGCUACUGUUGCAGGGAUGGCAGGACAUUGCAUUCAUAAACCCGGCAAACGUUGUGUUUCUAUAUAUGCUUUUACGGGAACUCAUUCAGGAAGACGUGGAGAGCGAGAAGGAGUUACAGGCAGUGGUUCUCACCUGUCUUUACCUCAGCUACGCGUAUAUGGGAAACGAGAUCUCGUAUCCAUUAAAGCCAUUUCUGGUGGAGAACGAGAGUCGUGACAAGUUCUGGAAGCGAUCCCUUUUCAUCAUCAAUUUGCUCAGU
This is a messenger RNA of Oppiella nova, 1113 nucleotides long. The record is from the annotation of a GenBank genome assembly. NCBI's taxonomy places the organism in Eukaryota, Metazoa, Arthropoda, Arachnida, Sarcoptiformes, Oppiidae.